Ornithorhynchus anatinus (platypus) is the source of this 1456-nucleotide messenger RNA. RefSeq names its product mitochondrial transcription termination factor 2 (gene MTERF2). The coding region runs from base 95 to 1288 and encodes 397 amino acids. The record is from RefSeq and is a predicted model, not a curated record. Gene Ontology annotation, biological process: regulation of DNA-templated transcription; termination of mitochondrial transcription. Gene Ontology annotation, molecular function: double-stranded DNA binding. Gene Ontology annotation, cellular component: mitochondrial matrix. The transcript is spliced from 2 exons. NCBI's taxonomy places the organism in Eukaryota, Metazoa, Chordata, Mammalia, Monotremata, Ornithorhynchidae.
GGCGGGGGCGGCCCAGGCGCAGGCGCAGUUCCCACCCAGCGAGGCGAAGUUGCAGCGCGUCGACAGGCAAUUUUAUGCAGGGUAAAAAGCCAAAAUGGUGAGGGGUAUCGGCCAGGGGACUGCAGGCAUGCUUAUGAUGGUGAUGGCAAGAUCUCAGCCCAGCAGACUGUGUUGUUCCAGAAGGACUGAUGUGCCCCCACAAAAAUAUGGACAUAUUUUACAAUAUUCCAGCAUUUCAGCUGAUGGGAGUUCAAGGGAAGAGAACAAAAUAACUGUGGAGAAUCUCUGCCGAUUAUCCGCCGAUAUUAAGAAAAUUCGCAGAUUCAAGGGAUGGGUCCUUUUUAAGGAUGUCACCUACGUGGAAGAAAUUGCUACUCUUUUACAAGAAAUGGGAGCCGGUCAGACCACAAUAGCCAGUAUUUUGGAAAGCUGUCCUGAGGCAAUCCUCCUCAGCCCAAAAGAAAUGAAUGCCCAGAGAGACCUAUGGCAGUCAGUGUGCCGAAAUGAAAAAGAACUGGUAAUGUUAAUAGAACAAUUUCCAGAGUCCUUCUUUAUGGUUAGAGAUCAUGAAAACCAGAAGGCAAAUAUCCAGUUCUUUCAAGAGUUGGGACUUAAAAAUGUCAUCAUUAGCAGGUUUUUAACCACCUCACCCAGCAUUUUUUGUACUUCAGUGGAGAAGAAUAAGCAAAUAAUUCGGACGCUGCAGGACAAUUAUCUUAAUUUAGGCGGCUCGCAGGCUAACAUGAAAGUUUGGCUAUUAAAAUUAUUAAGCCAAAACCCAUUUAUUUUCUUAAAUUCUUCAGCAACUAUAAAGGAAACCUUGGACUUUCUCCUGAAGGAAGGCUUUACAAACUUGGAAGUUCUCAAGCUUCUGUCCAAACUCAAAGGGUUUAUUUUUCAACUUUCUCCUAGUAGCAUAAAAAACAGUAUCUUUUUCUCUAAGAAUACUUUUCAGUGCAGUGAUAAAGACUUGAAAGAACUGGUGUUGAAAUGUCCUGCCCUUUUAUACUAUUCUGUACCAGUUUUGGAAGAACGCAUUACGGGGCUGCUGAAAGAAGGGAUUUCUGUGGAGCAGAUACGAGAGACGCCAAUGGUCCUCGAGUUAACUCCACAGAUUGUGCAGUACAGAAUUAGAAAGCUAAAUGCUUUAGGGUAUAGCAUACAGAGUGGAAAUCUGGAUAAUUUAAAUGGAACAAAAAAAGAGUUUGAAGCCAAUUACGGUAAAAUGCAAGCGAAAAAAGAACGUCCGUUGUUCAAUCCUGUGGCACCCUUAAAUAUUGAAGACUGAUUUGCAAAGGAGCUGGGGUACUUCUUUCAGUUGGAAGAACAAAUGAGUAAAAAUGUAUCUGGAAAAUCAAAGAGAAUAACAUUUAGUUUGUAUCUUACGGUAUGAAUCUGCUUGAAUUGUUUGGUUUCUACAAGUAGUGAAUUAAAUCAGUUAUUGCCUAGAAACACA